Molecule: messenger RNA, 3433 nt
Organism: Ornithodoros turicata
Lineage: Eukaryota; Metazoa; Arthropoda; Arachnida; Ixodida; Argasidae
Exons: 9
Coding region: 1-3111 (1036 amino acids)
Biological process (GO): intracellular signal transduction
Cellular component (GO): microtubule; microtubule organizing center
Source: RefSeq, a predicted model, not a curated record
AUGCCCGAUUCCCGCUGGAUUUAUGUUUACCUCAACGGUGACGAACAUUUCCAGCCGAUGAAAACUUUGGUGAACCAGCGGCAUUUCAGAAGUUUAGAAUCUCUGUUGGAAAGGUUGACGGACAGGAUUCAACCCAGCUUCGGGGCUGUGCGCAACGUGUACACACCGCGUCACGGGCACAGAGUGUGCACCAUCGAUGAUUUGAGGACGAACGGUCAUUACGUUGUGGCAGGGUACGAGAGGUUUCGCCCGAUGCAGCACGGGUAUCCCGAUGUGGAUCAGCUAGGUAGGCUACACCAGGCCAGAAAAAGGGCGGCGAGGGCCAACCAGAUUGCGGAGACUAGAAAAAAAGAGGCGCCUCCCGUAAUCCAUAAGAUCAACAGGUUCGAGUCGCCCAUAACAAUAUUAGUUCACAGAAACGAUUCUCACCGAGAAGCUCCUACGCGUUGUCUGCUGCUUGGAAGGGAUCGGGUCAACAUGGUACGGGUUCUCCAAGUCAUCGGUGAGAAGCUGAGGCUGGACGCCAGCUACGUGAAAAGGCUAUGUCUUCCAGAAGGUAACGUCGUGCAUGAUGUGGAUGACAUCAAGCACGGUGGUCACUAUGUUGCGCUCCUUCCUCACGAGACCUUCAAAAAACCUUCAUCAAAGCUGCCUAACAAUUACACAAGAACCUACGACACAUUAGGAACCUCCAGUUCGGGAACCACGGACAUUACAGGAAGUUCGGGUGGGUAUUCUUUAGUGGACCCCGAAACAGACCUGAGUUUCUGCCAUAAGCCAGAGGCAGAUCCCAUUCCCGAGGAGGAACCCGUAGCGAUGAAAGAGGCUUCCACGUCAACAACCGAAGACAGAGCAGCUAUAUCUGAAGAAACACAAACUACGCCAAGAGUCAGUAUGGGCUCUAGAUUGGUAGUCGAAAACGCGAAGGACGAAGUACAGCCUCCAGAGGAUGAAGAACAACAAGGUGGCGGUGGCAAAAACGAACGAAACGAAGACAGUCCUGGCCCUAGAGACGACGGCGGGAGUGAGGACCAGAACCGAGCGGAAUCUCCAGGCUCAGAACAGCCGCAAUUGCCGGACGACGAUGGGUCGAGGAUGUCAGGAGGCCAGCAGUCGUCCCACAACAGCAAAGCGGGUGAUGCUGAUAAUAAUUCCCUUUCAAAUGGGGAAACAAAAGACGAUAUGUUCAAAGACGUUUCUCAGGAGGUGCAGGAUACAGGUGAUCGUGUGUCACUGAAGAGUCCAACACAGAGCAUAGCAUCUACUAGCUCUAAACGCUCUUUGAUCCUUCGCCGGGGGAACAGCCAAACCCAUAUGACAGCGGUUGGGACAGACUAUAAGUCCCCUUCCAGGUCUGUUUGUCUCGAUGAACCUGAGAAAUCAAGACGCAACAGUUCAACUGAUGACCGGUCAGCGUUCGGAAGUCCACGGAAACGGCGAAUGUCCGUUAGUUCAAGUUAUUCCAACAGCAGAAUUCAAGUAACGGCAACACAAAACAACGCAGCUCACAGUGCCCAUGAUUUGGCUUCACCAGCACAUUCUUUUAGUAUGGAAGACAAAGACAAAGUCAGUUUAGCUUCUUAUAACAGCGUUAAUGAGACUGAACAGAAUGGCAAGCAAACGGAACCGGAACAGAAAAGAAGUAUCGGCUCGGUUCGUAGCAUCUCGCAGAUGAGUAACAGGAGCGUAGUGUACAACGGCCAAAAAGACACUAUCAGUGACGAUCAUAUACAAGAAAAGCACCUGUCAGACGUCCUCAGUUUGACGGGCUUCCAGCCGCAAGAAGUCUACCAAUACACCACAAGUAGACCUGUUGAUGGUACUGCUAUGAACGGCAGCCUUCGACGAGGGAGCAUCAACAGUGUCAAGUCUACAGGAUCAGCCAUCAGCCGCAAGGAGCUUUAUAAUAACAACUCAACAAUCAGCAAUCUCGUCGAACGACGAAAUUCAGACUCCGAAAACGGUCGUAACAGCGUGAGGUCACAGACGCGUUCAGAAGAUGCGAUUAGUACGCCUCUAAUAGAUACUGCGCAAGCAAAUGAUAAAACAUUUGCGUCAUACCGUCGCCGGUUCUCCAUCUCGAGUCAAGCUUCCAACCCACAUUCAUCUCAGGCUGAUUCGCGAAAAAAUACACCUCUGGCGCCGGUGAAGCAAACCCAACCGCAAAGUGCUCUCAGUCGAGAUAUCGGCACCGAAAUGACUCCCCGAAAGCAACUGCCAAGUACGUCCCUACGUCAGAAAUCCCUAGAUGAAGCAAGGACGGCUUCCCUCUCCAGGUCAGGAAACAAAGUUAUCGAGAAACGGAGAAAUUCAGUAAAAAGCACAAAAGUUGCAGAGGAUGACUUCAACGGCAACAGGGUACGGUCAAGAGCAUCAUCUGUCGAUUCUCUCAAGUCUAACAAAGACAGUGGUUACUCUCCAGCUUCCGUUAGGUCCAAGGACAGCUCCGAUGGGCCUCACAGGGACCAUCGCGUCAAAGGCGACAAGAAGCGAGGUGCUACUGCAAAGAGCUUUCAAGACCAGUUCGAAAGUUACAGCUAUACGAUGUCUCCACCACAUUCACCCAUCAGAACGUAUGCUUACUUGAUUAAGCCGCAGGCGGAGACAUCGUACGAAUUUAAGAUGAGCGAAAGUGACCCGAUGGAACCGGUCAACUACUCUGCUGCACCGCUUCGAUAUUCGUCCACAUCUGGUAGGUCCCAGUGGAAGCCGGACACGUACCCUAUCCUGGAGGAAGAAGACGUCUUUCAUGCCAGGUCGUCUAUGGGAAAGAAUUCUGGACGGUCCUUCAAGCACAUUGAUUUCGAUGAAGAUAACGGUGGUGUGUUUCGUGCAAAGCGUCGUUUGCCGGACUUUGGCUUGGCCUCGGAGGUACAAGAGUCCAAUGACAUCAAAGUAGAACUUCCUCUUGACCAAAUUGAAGCUCAAGAAGUCGAUGAAGAGUACCUACCGCCGGAGCACCAUAGAAAUUCUUCUGGCAAACCGGGACACCAUAUAGUAAAGUUUCUACCCAGUGCUGGUAGCGGCAAGAGCCGAUGCGGCACAUCCUCCGAACGAAGGGGAAUGGGACACUACCUCCCGUGUGAUGACGUGCAAAGAAUGAUCAUAUGACACAGAUAGAACUUCUACAGCAACGUUAGCAAGAAUGUGUACAUUGAAUCGUCGUGGGGCGCUGUCACAAGAUAUGACAGGCUUCACGUUUUUUUCUACCAUUGACCCGGACGACGUGGCAGUCUGCUGGACAAGUACCGUGACACAAAAGAUUCUCCGAGAUCAAAUAUUGACUUUCAUCCGCUUAUAUGUACGCUUAAAUUAGCGCAGUAAGCCGUAGACAUUAUCGGCAUCUGGUUUCGCUAUCAAUAUGUUGGGUUGUGCUAGGUUUAUGAGAUACACUGGAAGAACAAAUCACGGCAAUAAAGUUUAUGGUACAAUA